Molecule: messenger RNA, 1639 nt
Organism: Klebsormidium nitens
Lineage: Eukaryota; Viridiplantae; Streptophyta; Klebsormidiophyceae; Klebsormidiales; Klebsormidiaceae
Source: the annotation of a GenBank genome assembly
CUUGCCUUCCUGCACUCCAGGAAGAUUCACUGUACGUCAGAGUCAGGAGUCGUCUUCACCUUUCCAAUUGAGGCGUUCUUGUUAAACUAUCGUAGCCUCUUGGCCUACAAGCGCAUCUCUUACUUAGCUUUUCUCAGCAGGUUUUUUGAUUCUGUACCAAGCGCAGCACAGCGCAGCCGCAAGCGAGCACCAGCUCCCUUAUUGCCGCUUUCUCCUGCAACUCGUAAGCAUUCUCAGUUGGUUUUGCAUUGGCAAUAGAUUUGGCAGAGCUCAGGGUGUGGGGCGUACGAAGUCAGCCACUGCUUGCUGCUACUAGCCGCUUCUUGUUGGAUUCUGUUGUGCUGCCGCCCCGCUGCCGCCCUCUUCACUGCAUGGUUUUGGUUACCCUGCCGUCGAGUGUUUAGAGGGCUAGCUGAGUGGUGCAAAUAGAGGAGCCUCGGGGGAAGAGCAGAGGGCGCACUGUAGAGCUGGAGGGAAUCCUGCGUUUGAUGGCUGCUAGAAAAGGAAAGGGAAUUAACAUUUGCGAGCCUGGGCACUGACAGGUGUUGGUGCAGGUGUUGAAAAUCCGAAUUAGUUCCUGAUUCCAGAAUCUUCCAAGAGUGAGCACUGUCCCCGCGUCUCAGCAAAGCAGCAGACUUGGCAACCAUGCCGAAGGUGCGAACGUCCAAGCUCAAGUACCCCGAUGGCUGGGAGCUCAUCGAACCGACGAUGCAGGAGUUGGAACAGAAGAUGCGGGAAGCGGAGCUGGAGACGCACGAGGGCAAGCGCAAGUGCGAGGCCCUGUGGCCCAUCUUUAAGCUGACGCAUCAGAAGAGCAAGUUCAUCUACGACCUCUUUUACAAGCGGAAGGAGAUCUCGCGGGACCUGUACGAGUUCUGCCUCGCACAGGGGUAUGCUGACAAGGCGCUCAUAGCCAAGUGGAAAAAGUCGGGAUACGAGCGGCUAUGCUGUCUACGGUGCAUACAACCGAAGGACACCAACUUCGGAACCACGUGCAUCUGUCGAGUCCCCAACAAGUCGCGGGAGGAGAAAGUGAUCGAGUGCACCCAUUGCGGUUGCCGGGGAUGCGCGAGCGGGGACCACUAGUGCGUCCCCUUGCGCGGUACCUUGUCAGAGCGUCCAAAGAAUGAGGCCAGCGACCAUCUUCUGAUGAGUCGCUUCAAUUCCAGAUCUGCCGAGAUCCUUGCUGAGAUCCCCUAAGUCGUCAUCGCUUACGGAUCCAGGGAAACGUAUAGCGACCAAACGGCGGCUCUCUGGUAUAGUUUCAGCCGAUUCGGUCGUUCUCGUACGCAUGCACGCAAGCUGCGUAUAGCUCCUGGUCUUAGUCUAAGUCUUUGAUUGUCCUCUGUUGGUGACCGUAGGUAAUCAUCAGCGUCACAACUAACGACCUGAGGUGUUAGAAUUGCCGGUUGUUUAUUGCCUGAAACGAGCCCUUGGAGCUGACAUGCGUUGUUGGCGGGCAGGCUGGACUUGCCCACCUCAGUGCAAGUGGUAAUAUUUCUCAUGCCUGUGGGCAAGCUACGUACGGCAGUCGAGCUCGAUCAGCAGAUAUGGUCACACGCUUAAACACUCUGUGACUUUAGAACGCUGCACCAAAUGCAUGCUGCAUGAGCAUCCGAUAGUUACAGCAAUAUUGCGC